Messenger RNA from Echinostoma caproni, 564 nucleotides. The record is from the annotation of a GenBank genome assembly. Lineage: Eukaryota; Metazoa; Platyhelminthes; Trematoda; Plagiorchiida; Echinostomatidae.
AUGUGGAUCCCGCGUCACGUGUCCGAACUGGACCAUUGUCGUCAUCUAUUGACAAAAUUUCAACCGGAACUUCAGACCGAUCAUCCGGGGUUUAAUGAUAUGGAGUACCGUAAAAGAAGACACGAGAUAGCACAGUUGGCAUUCGAUCACAUAUAGAAAGCCGUCUACUCAAAAAUGAUCACUAUGCACGACAAGUGGGCUUGUGCUGAAUAUAAGCGCGGACUUCAACUGCUGGAGAAAUUUUGUGGUUUUAGUCCGAAUAAUAUUCCACAGUUGAGUAUAGUAUCCGAUUACUUGGAAAGAGCGUCCGGAUUUCGCCUCCGCCCGGUAGCUGGACUUGUGGCUCCGCGUGAUUUUCUGGCUCAUUUUGCUUUUCGUGUGUUCCCGUGCACACAGUACAUCCGACAUCAUAAUCGGCCGUUCCAUACUCCCGAGCCGGAUUGUAUUCAUGAGUUGUUAGGUCAUAUGCCUCUGCUAACGGACCGCAAAUUUGCCGACUUUUGUCAUCAACUUGGUCUUGCCUCGUUGGGUGCAUCAGACGAAGAGAUCAANUCAAACGAAUAG